Cyphellophora attinorum is the source of this 1014-nucleotide messenger RNA. Its product is annotated as Glucose-induced degradation-like protein. Bases 1 to 1014 code for a protein of 337 amino acids. NCBI's taxonomy places the organism in Eukaryota, Fungi, Ascomycota, Eurotiomycetes, Chaetothyriales, Cyphellophoraceae. The record is from RefSeq and is a predicted model, not a curated record. Gene Ontology annotation, cellular component: GID complex; extrinsic component of membrane. Gene Ontology annotation, biological process: protein targeting to vacuole; negative regulation of gluconeogenesis; protein catabolic process in the vacuole. The transcript has 2 exons.
AUGCCUCCCGCUAGUGACAACACGGCUGGUGGUAUGUCUAGUGCGCAGGAAGAUAGCAUGUAUACCACCGGUGGGGACGGAGAGUCGCACAAGGACAAAGUCGAGGGUCCGCCGAGCCCAGGCCCAGAGCCGGAGGACUCUGAGAUGGCUGUUGACAAGAAAGACGUCGAAGAGCGAUUCGAAGCUCAGGUGCAGAUCCCAAGCACUGAAGCCGCUCAGACCACAUCCAACAAUGAGCCGCCUCGGGCGCCAUCGCCAGAAGCUACACAACUGCCUUCACCGCAACUUACCGAAGAAGCGAGUAGUCCUCCACUUCAGCAGCGAACACGAUUCCAAUCCACCGACCAUACCAUCGACUGGACCAGCAAGACCAAGCCAUGGACCUUCAGCAGGAAAUUACCCUCGUCUGCCGUGCCUUCGUCCCUCUUCCAACCAUACUCCAAGUAUACUGGCACCCAGCAAUCAGACCGGCAGAUCUACAAGGUCGCCGUAACGAUUUUAUCUGUCGACAUGGACCAAUGUACCCUGUCGGGCUAUCUCGAGAUCUGCGGACUGACGCCUGACCACCCGGAACUGACCACGUUCUUUACUGGAGAAAUCAUCGGUGGACCAAACCAGAAGUACUCAUUCCGGACCAAGAACCCAGCAUGGGGCGCCAGCAAUAAGACUGACUUGACGCACUGGGCGCGUUUUCCAUCAUGGCGACCACUGUCCGGCCACGCAAAGAACGACAUCGAGUUCGUCCACCCUAUGAGCGGAGGCGACUGGUGGCAGGAAGAGCACAUAUACAUGCGCUGGAAGGAGCAUUUCCUUGUGCCCGACCAUAAACUUAAGAGCAUCCAAGGCGCUAGCUUCGAGGGAUUCUACUACAUCUGCAUGAACCAGAUCAAGGGAGAAAUUAGUGGUGUCUACUUCCACUCUAAGAGCGAAAAGUAUCAGCAACUGUUCCUCAAGCACGAGGGUGGCUUUCCAGCUUGGGGCAGAGGCGUUCGCCCAGCUAUGGACUUCAGGUGA